AAUAAUAACUUUUAUUACAUAGCAAUCCAAACCAGAUAAAAGAGAAGGCCAAAGAGCCUGAGCAUAAUAGAACAGCAUUAAAAACAUAUAUCAACAUUAUGCAAAAGGAUCUGACAAUAAGUGAAGAGAGGCAAUAAAAAAUGUGAAAACAAUAAUCAGGGAUAAAAUAAUAUCAAUAAAACACUUUAUCAAAGGCUAGGUAAAGAACAGAUUUAAAAGAAGUAAAUGAGUUACAAUGUCUGAUCUCAGCCAGGAGAGAGUUCCAGAGAGUAGUGGGAUCUAAUCAAAAGCCUGGUCACAAACCUUGACCUUGGGAUGACCAGCAGACCUCCUUCCACAAAUCUAAAUUCUUGGUUGGGCACAUACUAUGUCAAUAAAUCUGAUAUGUAACUGGGGGUAAAGCCAUUUAAAGCCUUAAAAUGGAGAUGAAUGCUGAUAGGAAGAGUCCCCUGACAAUGUUUUGCCUAGGGCCACACCGGGCUCCAGAAUCGCCCCUUACAAGGGAUGAAUUUUAUGUAAUUUUAACAGUCCUUUUAUGUAAUUCUAACAGUCCAGUGGACUUUACAAAACUUGGUGAUGGAUUGUUGUUUAUAAGUGUAAUUGUAAAGUUGUGGAAAACUGGAGAUUUUGAACAUCCUUUAUGAGAAAAAUAUCAGAAAAACAGAAUAUGAAAUAUAUCAAAAAACUGAAUACAUCCAAUAAUUCUAUAAUUUAGCCGAACAUUUUUAAAGUUUGAAUUUCUUUUGUUGAAGCACCUUGAAGGAGAUACGAGUCAAAAAAUUGUGGAAUAAUAAGAAUUGUUUUACCUGAGAAGAACAGUAGUGGGAUUGAGUUUGCAGUAAUCCAACAAACUCCAUGUGAUAAAGUUUAGCUUUAUCCAUAUGAGAAUGACCACAUGAAGAACAGAUAUUGUCUAUACUGUGAUCUUUUGCACAUCCUGCUCAGCAGUUUUGUCAACACUUUUGUACAUAGUUUUUUUUCAUUGUUUUAUCUUUUCAAUAUGUGUAUCUAUGUGUGUUUAUCUUUUUGACUGUUGCAGUAUUUUACCUUUUUAUUGUUAUUUCCUAUUAAUAUGUUUAUUGGAUACUUCACCAAACACCAAGCCAAAUAUCUUUUAAUUAAAAACCUACCUGACAAUAAACCUUAUUCUCUGAUUCUGCCUUUGUGAUGAUGUCAUCAUCCCUUCCUCAUGCUGCUGUAGCCUGACACCCAUGUGUCAUGCAGUAUCCCCUUACCUUCACAUUUUUAUAGGUAAAUAAAAACAUACUGUUUGCAUUACAAGUAUUCAUAAUUAGUUUCAGUGCUUUCAACUAUUUUAACUAUCAACAAUAAAUGCAUAUGUAAAUAAUAAAUUAUAAGGAACAUGGGGAAACAAUAUAAUUAACUGGACAGGGGAGAAGAGGUGAAAUGCUGCCCCCUAUGGAGGUGGAGCUAGUAGCACAUACUUACACAUUAUACUUUUAAAGUCAGAAUUCUAAAAAAAAGUUCACACAUGGCCCAUAUCCUCUUCCUUCUUCUACAUCAGUACCACUCCAGUACCAUGUCUCCAGGUUAUUUUUUUUCUGCUACUGUCACGAUACAACCUGCCUGUGUAUGAGUUGGCAGAGUUUUUGUAUUUGCUGUAAAAAUACAUAUGUAGGAUCAACACAAUAUUAUCCCACCAAGUCAAGUAAAACACUUAAUGAAGCACAUCAUGUUAGUGCGCCUUCAUUCUGUGGUCUGAAAACAUUGGAAAACUAAAUAAUACUCUGCCAAAUACCCCAUACACAAUAGUACUACAUAGUAAUAGUAAUACAUCCAUGCAAGCAGCGCUCCAACAUCCCGACACUGCUGCUGGAGUUCCUCUGAGCCCGGGGUGUGACGUCACUCUCCCAGAAUGCAUGGCUUCCAGCGCGGCGCCCAGUAGUCCAGGCCCACACUCCAGUAAACAUCUUUAAAAUUUGUUAAAAAAUGUCGAUGUGGAGAUGGAAUGGAGGCCGGACGAAGAGAGGGACCGAGGCACAAUCGGUCUGCGGAGAUGCUGAGCUGCUGCUGUGAUUCAGCUGCUGUGACUGAGGCUUUCAGGGUCUGUGAAUACUGAAGCUGACUGAAUCCACACAAGACCUCUCCUCAGAAACACACAGGUCCACUCAGAGUCUCCGGAGCUCCUCAUCACUGCUCCCCUUGUGGGGUUGCUAUGGCACCUGCUGUCACAGAAACCAAGUGCUGGAAACAGGCUUGCCCCAGUGAGGCAGGACAGACCACGAGUCAUCGCCAUCAGAAACCAUCCAGCAGUCAACAAGCAGCACUUAGCACUGAUUUUAGUCCUUUGAGUUAAGGAGCAGAGGUCUGCAGGCUGAUGGUGAGCUCUCUGACAACACUCAUGAGUCUUGUCUGUGUGCUCUCAGGCUCUCAGCCAGAGUCCCUGUGCAGCAGCAGAGCCAGCACUGUCCCUUCUGCCAGACCAUGUUCCACCAGCAGGACCCUCUGAAGACCCCCCAGCAGGAGAGCCACGCAGCCAGCAGGCAGCUCUUCCACUGCCACCAGUGUGGGAAGCAGUAUAACACCCAGCUGGGUUACAGACGCCACCUGGUGGCAGCCCACAGCGCCGCAGCAGGCCUGCCCUGCCCAGAGGGGGCGUCGUCACUGCUGGAGCACCUGGGCAGCCAUAUAGACCGGCCAGCUCCAUUAGAGGGCAACACGAACGCCACAGUGCCAGUGAGAGAGAGGAAGUACUCGUGUGAGCGGUGUGACCGCCGCUUCUACACCCGUAAGGAUGUGCGGCGUCAUGCUGUGGUGCACACUGGGCGCCGUGACUUCCUAUGCCCGCGCUGUGCUCAACGCUUUGGCCGCAGAGAUCACCUGACCCGCCACUUGAAGAAGAGCCACGCCCAGGAGUCAGGGUUGAUGCCACCUUGUGCUCCCAGUACCCCUGUCGCUACGCCGACCCCCGCCACGCAGUGCACCGUGAAGGAGGAGCCCAGCCCUGUGACCUCUGACCUGGUCCCCGUCUCCAAGGAGCCCUUGGAGACAUUCUCCAGGGACAUGUACAACUCCUACCCCAUGGCCAGUCCUGUCCCUGGGAUGGGCCACCCUCAUGGCCUCAUGCAGGGCUCCUUGUCCUCAGGCAUGGGUGUGGGUCGCCACAUGCCCCCCCAAUCUUCUCACCACCAUCACCUGCAGCCUCCAGGAGCGGCACAGCAGCAGUCCUACAGCAACAUGACAAGGUACCAGCACGGAUCUACCUCAUAUCCUCGCUCCGACGUGGACAGCUUCCUGCUGGACCUGCAGAGUGCCCCCCCACCUCACCUGAGUGCAGUCAAUUCCUCUACCUCUACUUCUGCCUCCCCCCAGAGGGAGGUGCUGGGUGAAGGCGUGGGCUCUGGCGGCGAGUCCCACCUGCUGUGCCGGAGUCCUGCUGUGUCCUCAGCCGAGCUGUCCUGCUCCACCAACAUGGACCUGGGACCUCUGCUGGGGUUCCUGCCUUUCAGCCUGCCACCCUACAGCCCCCACAUGGGGAUGGGAGGGUUAGUGAUGAGCUAUCCACCCACCACCACCACCACUUCCUCUCCAUCUUCCAACACUGGGCUGUCCUCCCAGGCCCCGGGGCCUUUCACCUUCUUCCAGCCUCCCCAGGUUCACGUACCCCAGGGCCCUGGAGCCCACAACCACAGCCAACUACCUCAGGCCUACAGCAGUCCUGCUAUGAGCACUUCCAGCUCCCUACCUCACUACUACCAGGCUUUUCAGCAGUGAGCAGCUCUGUCCCACAAACACUCAUGUUUCAUGAAAAGGGCAAAACAUCUGUAUUGUAAACCAGAUGUGUAACUUUAGCCUGUCUGUGUUUUUUAUGCUAAUCUUAGGAGUUUUUUGUUAAACACAACAGAUCACCUCAUCAGUAUUACCUCAUUACUUUAAAAGGAAGGUUGAACAUUUGAGGAAAUGUAGAGGGUCUCACUACAACCAAAACACUUACCUGUUCUUGUCAGACCUGUUUCCAACAGUGGACGCACUUCACACACGUCACACGUCUCAGGUGCUGAGUCAUUCAGGUUUAGCUCGUCAUAGAAACACUGUUAUUUCCCCCCUUGAAGAAAAGGUGACCCUCCUUACCAAAGCUGACUGACUGGAGCAUAAACAGCCUCACACAGAGGGGAGGGGCUGCUCAGUCACUGUCAUUGAGUGUCAGCGUGAUGACACAUGCAGUGAAGAGCCCCCCAGUCAUGAUGUGUCCCAGUGCAGCAGCUGGACACAUCAAACAACAUGUACAGAAUCAGACCUGUAAAUGUGUGAAGGUGCAGUCAGCACCAGUUACACUGUUAACCUGUACAUGUAAUAUAGGUACCUUUUGUCUUUUUGCUAUAUUCUGUAGCAUCAGUAGAUUAGAAAGCACUUAAGUUUCCCUCUCAGCAUCGUAGCUCAUUACAGGUCAAAGUCAGUCACAGAGGCAGGAAGCUGGAGUUCAGACAGAGAUGCUGCUGACACCACGUGUCCCUGAACUCCACACACUGAAUGAAAUCUAUGAGGUAUUAUUCAUAUUCAUACAAUUUAGUUGAGACACACACACACACACACACACACAGACACACACACAGACACACACACACACACACACACACAAGUUCCCCUCCCACACAUGAUAGACACGAGCUGUGAUGUCCCUGUCUCACACUCACUCAGGUGUGUUGUCACCUGGUCGUAGGUCAUCUGUUCAGUGACUAACUGUCCAUGUUCCUGAAAUCAGAGACUCAGCAUCAUGCUUCUCUGAACAUACUGUAAAUUUCCCCACAGAUCUAUGCAGAGAAAGGUGUUAUGGGUAACUAGGUCGCAGAGGAGCCAACGUGCACACUGCAGAUGCGCAUGUCUAUCUGACCAGAUGAAAACAAAUGUAAAUGUUCUACAAGUGUAAAACAAAAAUGUUAGAUCACCUGCAGCCAAAACCUGAAGUGCUAACUGUCACUGCCAUCAUUGUUUUCCAGCUCACCUGUCCACCUGUCUGCUCACACCUUGUGUCAUAGUGAGGAACAUACAAGCACUUUGCAAAUGUUUAUCUAUACAUUCAUACAUUUCAUACAUACAUACAUACACACACACACACACACACACAUAUAUAUAUAUAUAUAUAUAUAUAUAUAUAUAUAUAUAUAUCCAGUCAUGUCCUAUUCCAUAUGUCCCACAGUUGCAGCCCUGGUCACAUGAACUGACCCAGGGCUCUUGGGACAUCAUUAAAAUAUGAGCAGCAGGUGUAACUGACCGACCUACUUUGAAUGCAGCAUGAAUUCAGUGAAGGCCUUCCAGAGCACUUGUAUCUGUGUCCUUUUACUGCUGGUGUUGACCACAGGAGCUUCUGAUGGGGGUGGGACCGAGUAGGACUGAGAGUGGACCCCCCCUCAUGUCCCAGCUCAGGAGAGGAGCAGCUGGUCCUUUAACAGUCUCAGUGCAGCAUGACAAGAAUGACACCAGCAGCCUUCACUGAUGGACGCUCCACUCCUGAAGGUGGUCACUGUGAGUGAUGUCAGAUGUUUAGAGAGAGCUGGUCAUGUGACACUCUCUCUCCCGCCUUAAUUCCACAAAGUGUUGCCUCAGUGUUGCACCAAUGUCUUAAAAUGCUACUGUCGUGCCUCUCUAAGAGCAUCUGAUCUCUGGACUGGGUUUAAGCACUUAUGACAUUUUUAAAAAGGAUGAAUCUGAUCUGUACCUCACACAUGCAGAAAUGUGGGUUUCUGUGAUUUCUAUUUGCUUUUAGUUAUUUUGGCUCUUACUUGUGCCAUUAGAUUUAAACUAUAAAGGUAGAUUUUGUGAAUCUAAACUCUUUAUCUAGUGGCAGACAUUGACAUGAUAAUUCAGUAAAACUUUCUACCUCUACCUUGUCAUAUAUCUUUCUGCAAAAAUCAUUAGAAAUAGUUUUAACCAGUUAGGCAGUUUGUACCACUGAAGAUUGGGCUGUGUUCGAAAUUGAGCUCUGAAGGACCAGGUUCACACUCCAGGUCCUGGUUUUGUGUUCCAGAGUCAAACAUAGUCCUCUGUACUUGCCUUUAAUGAUAUUUCUACUUAUUUACUACCUCAGAGAAGAGACAGGAGACUGUCUGUCUAACUGCAGAGAAGAUGACUGUGUAUAGUUUAUUUUUGUCAGGACAAGCACAUGUACUUUGUAGCUCUAUAGUUUUUACUGAGGUUAGCUCACAGCAUAACCAAGUCUAGCUCAACAAGAACCACGUGUGAUGUUGUGUUGUGGUGCUGCGCCUCUGCCUCUCCAGUCUGGAAUGUGUGUGGUGUUAAUGUACAGGUGUGUUCAGGUACUGUCCUCCUCACUGCUCUAAUCACGGUCCUGUUCUUAUGAUGUGUUUUUAUGAAGAACUUCUCCUCUGCUUCUUUACAUAUCAUUGUAACAUGUUUACUUCAGUCAGACAAGAGAAGCAGUGUGAGCACAUCAGUUUACAGAACAGUGAAUAGAGAAGAACUAACUCAGCCUCCACUCCUGUCUGAUCAUCAGUGAUCAGCUGCUGCAGCGUCUGGACACACCUGGCUCAGGGAACAUCAGCUGGGACCUCCCCUCUGUUGUAGUAUCACAGCUACACUAUCAGACUUUUGGGCCCCUCGCUGCCCCACAGUCUGAUAGUGUAGCUGUGAUGGUGGGUCAUUUGGUUCAUUAUAAACUGAAUAAUCAGAUCACAUGACUACAAACACAGGGUGGGUGGGGCAGACAGCAGGAGUGUGACCAAUAGCAGGCCUCCUUGUUUUCAGUGACUCAGGGACCUUCACUCAUUUACAUGUUACAUCAUUAUGUUGGGACAUGUCUGCUGUUGUGAUGUGUGUACACCACCUAGCACCAGGUGAAGCAUCCCAGACUGACCACAGAGAGGCGGAGCAGGUGGAGGACACAGGUUCACUUGAUGAUCUGUCAGUACUGUCUGUUCCCUGCAGGAGGCUCGGCUCAGAGAACCGCCACCACUCAGGUUUCAUCAGCUGUAACGUAGACACGUUUUGCUUUAGCUGUUUGUAUUAUCACUUAAUAGACUAGAGUACAGUGAAAAGAAAAGGAGUUGUCGUUUUCUAAUUAUCUGAACAUAAAGUAAUACAAAAUAAAUAAAUCUUUAGAUUUCA
Messenger RNA from Seriola aureovittata, 7083 nucleotides. Its product is annotated as zinc finger protein PLAGL2-like. The coding region runs from base 2446 to 3735 and encodes 429 amino acids. The transcript is spliced from 2 exons. The record is from RefSeq and is a predicted model, not a curated record. Gene Ontology annotation, molecular function: DNA-binding transcription factor activity, RNA polymerase II-specific; RNA polymerase II cis-regulatory region sequence-specific DNA binding. Lineage: Eukaryota; Metazoa; Chordata; Actinopteri; Carangiformes; Carangidae. Gene Ontology annotation, biological process: regulation of DNA-templated transcription.